AUGUUUGCUAGAUCUUUCCGCCAGGCUCUGAGAACCCCAACCAGAUUGACUGUUGCCAAGCAAGUUAGUCCCAUUGUCAGAUUAAACUCUGCCAUUGGUAUCAGAAGUUACUCUGCCCACCACGAAGAGACCUACGAGGAGUUCUCUCAAAGAUACGAGAAAGAGUUCGAUGAGGCAUACGACUUGUUCGAAGUUCAGAGAGUUUUGAACAACUGUUUCUCUUACGACAUAGUUCCAUCACCAGCUGUCAUUGGUAAGGCUUUGAACGCUUGCAGAAGAGUCAACGACUAUGCCACCGCUGUCAGAGUUUUUGAGGGUUUGAAGCACAAGGUUGAGACUAAGGAGCAAUACGAUGCUUACUUGGAAGAAUUGAAAGACGUCAGAGAAGAGUUGGGCAUUGAUUUGAAGGAGGAGUUGUUCCCUGAGUCUGCUUAA
Komagataella phaffii GS115 is the source of this 435-nucleotide messenger RNA. RefSeq names its product Subunit VI of cytochrome c oxidase. Gene Ontology annotation, biological process: mitochondrial electron transport, cytochrome c to oxygen. Bases 1 to 435 code for a protein of 144 amino acids. Gene Ontology annotation, cellular component: mitochondrial inner membrane. The transcript has 2 exons. The record is from RefSeq and is a predicted model, not a curated record. NCBI's taxonomy places the organism in Eukaryota, Fungi, Ascomycota, Pichiomycetes, Pichiales, Pichiaceae.